GCCUUUCAUCUUCUCUUUUAGUCGUUGCUGUUAGGCUUCGUUGCUUCGCAGGAGGUUGUUGCUGUUAGGCUUCGUUGCUUCGCAGGAGGUGUAGAGAUUGCAUGCGUCGCUUCUUCGUUUCCUUCGUGACUGUUCAACUUCGCUCCUUCGACGUCUGUCCCUUCCCGUCGGAUCGGAAAUUUCUACAUUUUGAUCGGAAGCAAGAACGGGAGCUCGCUGGCUGUGAAGAUUUAGGAAAUGCACCUAAAGAUUUUUGGAUCGGAAGUUGUUUGUGGAAAAGAAUUUUGCUAUAUAUUUUAUAGCUCCUUUAAAGCCAAUCACCCUUGAGUGUACUACAUUGAUUAGAAUUGUUUGUGAAGAAGCACACUUCAAAUAGGUGCAAAAAGUACACGUGAAACUCACUCGCAAACUUGCCAACACAACUUCUUCAAAGCUGCCUCCUUUUGGACUUUUGGGUCACGUAUCGCGCAGCUUCACCAAUUUUUAAGAGAAUAAUCACAUAAUUUUUUUUAUCCCUAUCAGCCUCUAGGGCAAUGCACCAAUUCAAGAGCAAGGUGAGGGAAUUAGGUUAUUUGACUCAGUAUAAAGCCUUCUUUUCCUCUUCUUGGGGAUUAAGCUCAGCUGGUCUUUACCCAGAAAGCAGUAGGAGAUUCGAGCCUCUAAAACGGGUGGUAGUGAUCUCUGGUUAUGGAAGUUGUUGUACUUCUACCACAAGAAGGAUUGUAAAGGAUAUAACGAAGGCAGAAGGUAGCUCAGUACCGUUUGCUGAACUCUUUAGCCGGUAUAUAAGCUCAAUCCCUUCAAAGCAGCUGAAUAUAAACGAUACCAAGCACUGCAUGCUUCCUAGUUUUACCAGACCACUUUCAUCAAAUUACUCUUCACAAUCAUCACAGCAGGCAAAAGAGGAAUCAAGGAAAGAUAUCUCUACAAUUGAAGAUCCAUUUGAUGAUGCUCCCACGUAUAAUAUUCCAGAGAAACCAGUGACGUUUGUCGAGGGUGCUUCAUAUGGUGUCAUAAUACUUGCAGGCCUUGGAGUUGCCGCCUUAGCUGCUUAUGCUGUAUUUAAGGAGCUAAUCUUUGAGCCAAAAGAGUACAAGAUUUUUGGCAAGGCGCUUGACAGGGUUCAAAAUGAUAGCCAAGUUAAAGUGAGGAUUGGCUCCCCGGUGACUGGCUAUGGCCAGGAAAGUAGAAAUCGUGCUGCUCGUCAAAGGAUUUCUAAUAGGGUUUGGAAAGAUGAAGAUGGUGUUGAACAUGUUGAGGUUAACUUUUACAUCCGAGGCCCUCAUGGAGCUGGAAAGGUGUUUGCUGAAAUGUUCAAGGAUAACUCAGACAAGCAAUGGAGGUUCACGUAUCUGAUUGUGGAGAUUAUGUCGCCAACACAUACGCAGCUAAUGUUAGAAUCCUAUGUUCCAGCUUAGAAUUUUGGGCACGGAGCAAUUUACUUGCUCUCAAUCCUAAAUCCUAAUGUUCUGCUAGAAAAUUUGCAGAGGGCCAACGUAGAAAUCUUAUGUUCCAGCACAAGAUUUUGUGCUUGCCCUCAAUCCUAAAUCUUAAUGUUCUGCAAGAAAAUGGAGGAAGGGCCGUUGAGCGCCAAGUCAGACUGUCUCUCUUUAUAUUAUUUUUAGGUGCCUGUUCCAACCUUACCAUAAAAUUUCCUGCAUAUUUUCUUGAAGAUGACCCUCAUGCGACAAGCGUGCCAAAUGUUUCUUGCAGAGAUAAAUUUUGAGCCCUAUUUUCCAAUAAAGCUUUUGAUUGAUUUGAUAUAUUCUUGUACAUUUUUGUUCAGAAAAUAAUGUAGAAUUGAUUGGUGUAGGAUUGUCUGUCGGUAGCCAUAAUUGAACUGGAGAUCCUGUGCAUGGUCUGAGCUAGCCUUUCUUUUUAAUAUUUUAAAGAUUGAUUA
Molecule: messenger RNA, 1900 nt
Organism: Dendrobium catenatum
Lineage: Eukaryota; Viridiplantae; Streptophyta; Magnoliopsida; Asparagales; Orchidaceae
Product: probable mitochondrial import inner membrane translocase subunit TIM21
Exons: 10
Coding region: 534-1418 (294 amino acids)
Biological process (GO): protein import into mitochondrial matrix
Cellular component (GO): TIM23 mitochondrial import inner membrane translocase complex
Source: RefSeq, a predicted model, not a curated record